AUGGGGGAUACUGUCCAAUGUGUAUUCAUUCCUCCAAGCUUUAAUUUUCAUGAAAUCUUAUCAUUUACCAUUUACUCUGAUGCGCAUUUUAGUGAAAUACCUCCUCUAAUCGUCCAAAUUGACGAAAAACAGUUUGAAAUUAAUAAAAUCACCAAUUCUGAUAACAAAAUUACAUGGAAUUGUGAAAAGUUAGUCGAACUUAAAGAACAUAGAACAAAAACAAAGGAAUUUAAAGUCAAAUUCAACGAUCUUGAAAAAACAAUCGAUUUAAAUGGACUAAUCUUCCUUGGAAUGCCAAGAAGUUUCAAACCUAUUUACGAUGUUUUACUUUUAGAAUUCAAAUCUGGAUAUUACUGCAGAUCUGAUGCAAUUAGUGAAGAUCCUGUUUCAUUUAACGUUGAUUUUAUAUUAACAUUAGAUUAUCGUAAUGUUGUACAAGUCAAAGCCCAAAUAGAAGAAUUACAACAAUCUCAAAAAUCUUUUAUCGAAACAAAAGAAAGGCUUGUUCAAACAGGACUUAACUUAAAGGAACUAUCUGACCUUAAGGUGCAAUACGAGGAGUGCAUGAAAGAGAAAAGAAGAGUUCAACAUGAUUUUAUCGACCAAAAUCAAAAAAUGCAAGCGGCAACUAUCAUAACAACAAAUGACGAAGGACGAUCGGCGCUAAAAGAACAACUUACGAAGCAUAUACAAGCAAAUAA
Trichomonas vaginalis G3 is the source of this 701-nucleotide messenger RNA. RefSeq lists its product as uncharacterized. The annotation marks the transcript as partial. NCBI's taxonomy places the organism in Eukaryota, Parabasalia, Trichomonadida, Trichomonadidae. The record is from RefSeq and is a predicted model, not a curated record. The transcript has a single exon.